UAUAAAGGGGGUAGGCUAAUUGUAGUUUUUCUCCUGGUGUUUUUUUUCUCUUUAUAGGAUUAUUAUAGGAUUGGAUUUUGAGAGGAAGAUGGGUGUGAAUCCUUUGGCUCUGUUAGAAGGCACCAUGGCCAUUGAAGGAGUGGGUGUUCCUUCUUAUUGGGGUUACAAUGACUACAAUGAGACUGUUGAAGAGCUAAACCUGCAGAGGCUAAUGGACACAACAUUGGAGCUCCAAGCUUUCCAAAUGAACGCAAGAGAAGAGCUAAAGAAGAAAGAAGCCCAAAUCCAGAAGCUUCUCCAUUUACUCCAACAGACAACUCAGGAAAGAGAUGAAGCAAGAAGUCAGCUCAACCUCCUCCUCCUCAAAAAACUCAUCCCUGAAUCCCCCACCAACCUCAUUCACCCCAGAGCCAACUCAACCACCACUGAAUCCGACAGCAACGGGUCAUUCUUCGAUCAAGAAACAGUCGUCGAAUCGACCCACAAUGCAGUGAUUGAUGCUAGAUUGGAGCAGCUUGUCAAUAACAGGCCAUUGCCAGAGAAGGGAAAGCUUCUGGAUGCAGUAAUGAGAGCUGGGCCUCUGCUGCAGAGCUUGAUGGUUGCUGGGCCUCUGCCGAGGUGGAAGAAUCCGCCGCCAUUGCAGCAGCCUCAGAUUCCUCCUGUGUCUGUCAACGGAAGGAGUACUCCUUUGGUCCAGAGCUCUGUUAAUGGGUUUCACAAUGAAGGAUUGAACCUUGGUUUUAUGAUGAAGAGGGCUGUGGGUUUGCAUUGUGUUGGUGGGUUUGAGGGUUUGAAUGCUAAGAGGCAGAGGUCUCAAUGACUGGCUUGAUAUUUUUACCAAGUUCAUGUGAUGUUUCUUUUUUUCUCUUUUUUUUAGGAGGGAGGCUACUAAUUUGGUUUUCUUUUUAUUAUAUAUAUAUAUAUGUACAUUUUGGUGUAUAUGGAUGAGGAUGUGUUUUGAAAUUAAAUGGUUAUGAGCUUUUAACA
Molecule: messenger RNA, 987 nt
Organism: Asparagus officinalis (garden asparagus)
Lineage: Eukaryota; Viridiplantae; Streptophyta; Magnoliopsida; Asparagales; Asparagaceae
Exons: 2
Coding region: 89-820 (243 amino acids)
Source: RefSeq, a predicted model, not a curated record